UCGUCCCCAAGUUUUUCCAGUACGUGCUGAAAGUCGUUGUGCAGGCAGUGCAGCUACUGUACACGAUGCUGAAGAUGCAGCAGCCGUCCUAUGUUCUUCUUCAGAACCCUCCAGGCUUACCUGGCAUUGCUGUUGCCUGGGUGAUGUGUCUUUUUUGGGGGAGCAAACUGAUCAUUGACUGGCACAACUAUGGGUAUACGAUAAUGGGUCUGAGUCACGGCAGGAACCACCCGCUCGUGCAGAUUGCAAAAUGGUAUGAAAAGCUUUUUGGGCGUUUGUCUGACUAUAACUUGUGUGUCACUCAUGCCAUGAAAGAAGACCUGUGGGUGAACUGCAACAUCAAGGCAGUAACUCUGUAUGACAAGCCAGCCUCUUACUUCAAGGAGACACCACUAGAAGUUCAGCAUCAACUGUACAUGAAGCUUGCCAAAGACUAUGAAGCUUUUAAGCCGCG
Molecule: messenger RNA, 454 nt
Organism: Merops nubicus (carmine bee-eater)
Lineage: Eukaryota; Metazoa; Chordata; Aves; Coraciiformes; Meropidae
Product: chitobiosyldiphosphodolichol beta-mannosyltransferase-like
Exons: 4
Cellular component (GO): endoplasmic reticulum
Molecular function (GO): mannosyltransferase activity
Source: RefSeq, a predicted model, not a curated record